Messenger RNA from Diplodia corticola, 237 nucleotides. RefSeq lists its product as uncharacterized. The record is from RefSeq and is a predicted model, not a curated record. Lineage: Eukaryota; Fungi; Ascomycota; Dothideomycetes; Botryosphaeriales; Botryosphaeriaceae. Bases 1 to 237 code for a protein of 78 amino acids. The transcript has 3 exons.
AUGGACAAGCUCGCAAGCAAGCUCGGCGGUGGCUCUUCCACCAGCAACCAGUCCGCUGGCAACCAGCAGGAGGACUACCUCGACAAGGGUCUCGAUGCUGCCGAGAAGAAGUACGGCGGCUCGAUGGGCCAGGACACGCAGAAGAACCGGGCCAUGAACGAGAAGAUCACCGACGGCAUCCGUGACAAGUUCGAGAGCGCCACCGGCAAGGACGUCCCCGACAAGUUCUCCAACUAA